CCCUCACCUCCCACCUCCCCCCCCCCAAUCCGCGCGCAACCUCCACCACGAUGAAAUGGCCCACCCCCUCCUCCUUCACCUCCCCGUCACCUCCUCCUCCAGACGAACCAACGGGCUUCUUCUCGCGCCGCGUCCGCUUCUACCAGCACACGUACACGUUCCGCGAGCUGUCUCUGGCGUGCGGCGCGGCGGGCGUGCUGGUUCUCGCCGGCUCCCACGUGUUCAGAAACUACUUCCGCCGCGUACCCACCGCGAAUCAUAUCGCACACCACUUUUUGAGGAAGCGCAGUCUUCUAGGAAGGGUCACGAGUGUGGGCGAUGGAGAUAAUUUCAGGAUUUAUCAUACGCCCGGCGGCUGGCUCCUCGGCUGGGACUGGCUGCGGCCGAUCCCGUCAGUGCGGAAAGACCUGAAGGACCAGACGGUGCAUGUGCGGCUUGCGGGGGUUGACGCGCCAGAGUGUGCGCACUUCGGGCACCCCUCGCAGCCGUACAGCAGCGAGGCGCUCGCAUGGCUGAAGGAGUAUGUGGGCGGGCGGCGGGUGCGCGCGUACAUCCACAGCAAGGACCAGUACGAAAGGGUUGUUGCGACGGUGUAUGUCUGGAGGGGAUUGUGGAGGAGGGAUGUAGGCCUCGAAAUGCUGAAGGCCGGGAUGGCGGUGGUUUAUGAGGCGAAGGGAGGCGCGGAGUUUGGCGGCAGAAGGGUCCAGUAUGAUGCUGCUGAGGCUAGGGCGAAGCACGCGAAGCUGGGCCUCUGGAAACAGGCGAAGAAGAAGAGGGUCUCGCCCGGGAUGUUUAAGAAGUCGAUCAGGGAGGGGAAUUCGUAGGCGGGCGUGGGCGUGGGCGUCGGCGUGGGC
Tricharina praecox is the source of this 854-nucleotide messenger RNA. RefSeq lists its product as uncharacterized. The record is from RefSeq and is a predicted model, not a curated record. Lineage: Eukaryota; Fungi; Ascomycota; Pezizomycetes; Pezizales; Pyronemataceae. The coding region runs from base 51 to 824 and encodes 257 amino acids. The transcript has 2 exons. Gene Ontology annotation, cellular component: mitochondrion; cytoplasm.